GCCCAGUAACUUAAAAUUGUGCUGUGUAAAUGCACGUGUAAAAUAGGAAUGAUUUUUAUAGAAAAUCUACGAAUUAUGCAAUGUUAACUGCUAGUUUUAUUUCAGUUAUAAUGUUGUGUUAAUAAAAUGGUGUAUUUUUUAGAGUUAUUUUAGCUCCACGUAGUUAUUUAUAAUAGAAAUUAUUUAAAAUUUUACCAAAAUGAGUAUGUGCAAUACCUUGCUUAGCAGGAUUUUAAAAUUGAAUCGUAGUUUCUCACAUAAAAAUGUUAAGAAUACAUCUCUAAUACAAACGAGUAAUUUUUCCACUCGUGAGCUUUUAAAAGAAGCUUAUUGUCGCACAAAACUAAAAUGUAGAUCUAAAAAAUUACCUCAAGAUGUAAAUCCUCGAGGAGUAUUUGCCUGUAAUGAGUUGGACCUUUCGGAAGUUAAAGUGUAUGGAUUUGAUUAUGAUUACACUUUAGCACAUUAUAAGCCGUCUUUGGAACAUCUACUGUAUAAUCUCGGAAGAGAUAUGCUUUUAGAUAAAUAUAAGUAUCCUUCAGAAAUUUCAAAAUUGGAAUACAAACCCGAUUUUGCAGUUAGAGGACUACAUUAUGAUAUAGAGAAAGGUCUAUUGUUAAAAUUGGAUUCAUUUCUUCAAAUUCAAUUUGGUGCUGUAUACAGAGGUCUAACUCCUGUAGCACCAGAGGAAGUUCUUAAAAUAUACAGAAAUAGAAUAAUACCAAUAGCAUAUGUCGAGGGUGAUACAAGAGUUCACAAAGCAAACAGAUCGAAGAUGGUACACUUGGCGGAUUUGUUUUCAGUGCCAGAGAUGGGCCUAAUGUGCAAUGUUGCGGAAUAUUUUAUAAGAAAUCAAAUAGAUUAUCAUCCAGAAAUAUUGUUCUUGGAUGUAAAGAAUUCAGUUCAGAGUUGCCAUCCCAUAAUGCAUAAGAUUGUCGCUAAGAAUGUGGAGGAAUAUAUAAGACCCAAUUCUGAUUUGAGGAAGUACUUCCAGUUGCUGCAGGAAUGUGAUAAAAAGUUGUUUUUAGUCACAAACAGCCCGUAUCAUUUUGUUAAUGCAGGCAUGGAAAUGCUAGUGGGUUCAGACUGGCGGGAGUUCUUCGAUGUGGUAAUAGUGAACGCCAACAAACCGAAGUUCUUCACGGAGGUCUCACGGCCCAUACGAGUAUUCGAUAAAAAUGCCAACACGCAUAUAUGGGAGAAAGUGACAUCCUUAGAAAAGGGCAUCAUUUAUUACGAGGGUACGGUGAAGCAGUUGCAGGACCUGACCGGUUGGAGCGGACACCAGGUUCUGUACUUCGGCGACCAUCCCUAUAGCGACCUCGCAGACGUGACGCUGGAGCACGGCUGGCGGACCGGGGCCAUCAUCAACGAGCUGACGCAUGAGAUUAAUACUCUGAACACUCAGACGUUUAAAGAGAACGCUAACUGGCUUCAAAUGCUAACACAGCUUAUUGAAGACCACCAGGACUACAAGGAACCAGAGGCUUUAGCGGUGAUUGGUGAAUGGAUGGCAGAACGGGACUACUUGCGAAAUUCAACAAAGUCAGUUUUUAACCCUCAGUUUGGUAGCGUCUUCCGGACAUAUCACAAUCCAACAUAUUUCUCAAGACGAUUGUUCAGAUUUGCCGAUAUUUACACAUCCAAUAUAAGGAACUUAUUAAACUAUUCAUUAACUCACACCUUCUAUCCUAGACGAGGUGUGAUGCCGCACGAGUAUGGAUCUUAUUUCGUAUAGAAUAAGUAAAAUAUUACUAUUAUGAAAUGUUCAAUGUUAGAGUCGAUAAUGCCUCAAUUUUUAAAAAGUAUAUCUUUGGAUGAUUUUAUUUUAUAUUUUUUAAGAGAAUUUUAUUAUAUUCAAUUAAUUUCAUUCAACAUAUUAGAAGUAAUUUGUUAUUGAACUUUUCAUACAUUAAAGUUAAGCAAAGUUUUUAUAAUUAAAAUUACAACAAACAUUUCAUUCAUACUUUACAAUAUUAUUGUUUUGAAUAGAAAACGAAAUAUCAAAAUUCAUUAGGGACUUGAAUGAAUAAUCUUUACAUAUGAAAUGUUUUCAAAAGUCAAUUAAAUAUGUCUAGUGUAUUGAAAUGAAAACAUCGAAUAUCAGAUCGAAUUAAAAAUAAGAGAUGUUCAAAUUCUAUAUUAUUGUUAUGCAGACUCUACACUCGCGCCCAAGUAGCGUUGCUCUUUAAAUCUGCGUGUGAAACAAUACAAACAUGUUUACGAAAGCAUUAAUUAUCUCAAAAUGAAUGUGUUUACAAAAACUAGAAAGGGAUUGGAGAACGCUAAAGAACUUACUAAUACUCAUGCUCACUUCCUGUCGAUAAUAAACACAUAUAUAUAAAUAAAUAUAUAUAUAUCUUCAGUAUCUUACGCAAAUCUCAACUUAACUCUUCUUAUUGGAAGAAAUUUAUAAUAAUUAAAACAAAUAAUUCAUACUCAAGCCGGAAAUUGAAAUAUUUUUAACCGACUGCAGCUCAAAUAAGGAUGAUAAUCCAUCAUGUUUAGUACCAAGACAUGAUAUGUUAGAUAAGAUACGUUUGUAGAAAGAGUCAAAGUAUUAACGUCACCAUUGUGACGUCACUAGAAAUGUAAUUUUGAGGUAAAAUAUUAAAUAAUAGUAAUAUUUUAGAGUCUGUUAUAGCCAUAUUGUUUAUCCCUCUUUUUUAUAAUCGGAUUUAUAUUUAUCAUGUUAACUUGUUAAUUAUAUUUACAUAGUGAAUUUAUCUUUGUAGUUAAAUAUUUAUUAGUAAAUAAGGUCAACUGUUUCUUCGAUAUCAUAUGCUAUUGUAAGUAAUAACAGUUCUAAGAUUCCUCGAGGUAUUCAUCUUUUAUAGAGUCUAGUCAACUGUAUUUAUUACCCACAGAUUUAUUCUUGAAGAUUUUUUUCUAUACAUUUAGAAUCUAAUAUUGAAUGAACUUUUUGAUAUUUUGUUAGUUUAUUCUAUUUACGCAUAAUGUUACAACAUUUUAAGAAUAGUAUUUGUAUAGUAAGAUGUUUCUAUUGUAUAAGGCAUUUAAUGUAGAUAAGUGUUUUUUUAGAGUUAAGUAAGUCAUUUUAUUCUUGCCGCUGCAAAAACGCUAGUGUUUUUAUUAAAAAAAUAAUUUACAUAUAUUUUUUAGAUUCAAAUACAAUCUGUUUUUAUAAUAAAUCGUGUGUUCAAUUUACAUUAUACUUAACAGAAAUUGAGUGUAAGACGUCUCGUAAAAGUAUUUUAAUAUGCUGUCAAGUACUAUGUAUUACGAUUACUAAUAUUGUACCAAAAUUGCUUGACAAUAAAUAAUUUCAAGUUCAA
Messenger RNA from Vanessa atalanta (red admiral), 3296 nucleotides. It is a transcript of the gene Nt5c, whose product is annotated as 5'-nucleotidase domain-containing protein 3. The transcript has 9 exons. Lineage: Eukaryota; Metazoa; Arthropoda; Insecta; Lepidoptera; Nymphalidae. The record is from RefSeq and is a predicted model, not a curated record. The coding region runs from base 200 to 1738 and encodes 512 amino acids. Gene Ontology annotation, molecular function: 5'-nucleotidase activity.